Messenger RNA from Labrus mixtus (cuckoo wrasse), 4900 nucleotides. RefSeq names its product CLOCK-interacting pacemaker b (gene cipcb). Gene Ontology annotation, biological process: negative regulation of DNA-templated transcription; negative regulation of circadian rhythm. The transcript has 3 exons. Gene Ontology annotation, cellular component: nucleus. The coding region runs from base 59 to 1264 and encodes 401 amino acids. NCBI's taxonomy places the organism in Eukaryota, Metazoa, Chordata, Actinopteri, Labriformes, Labridae. The record is from RefSeq and is a predicted model, not a curated record.
UGUGUUGUUGCAGUGGGAGCUUGAAGAUUGUAGGACUUUGUGUGCAGCAGGAGAGAAGAUGAGCACCAAGAGGAAGGCAGAGAUGCACUUGAGGGCAGCAAACAGACCUCGCACCAUGAAGUCUGUAAACUCCAGGGCUGAUUCAGAGAGAGACUCUGGUUUCUCAGAUGCUAGCUCAGAACACACAAGCACUAUGGACACAACAGACCCAGAGGAUUCACCCCGCGCUGCUGCACAGCAGGGAUCACAGAAGUCUGGUUCGGCCCCCCAGCCCUCUCAGCUAACUGUGGUGGGAGGCUCCUACUCUAACCUCUCACCUAUGAUCAUCAUGAACAACGUUGUCCUCAAGCAGCCUGGAGAUAAUCCUCCAGCUCUGAAACCCUGGCGGUUCAGUCCCACAGUGGAGGUGGUUCAGCCCGUGGUCCAGCAGCCUCAGGUGGUCUUUCUCCAGCCUGUGGUCUCUCGUCAGGCUUCCCCCGCCUCCAAAGAUACCUCCUCCAGAUACAGACGCCCUAAGAAGUAUCUUCCAAUCCUUAAAUCCUACCCCAAGAUUGCUCCUCAUCCUGGAGACAGCUCCAGUUCUUCAGGAAGAGGGACUGCUUCCUCAUCUUCCUCAUCUUCCUCCACCUCCUCCACUUCAUCAGAGUCAAAAAGAAGCAGCAGUUCAGCCUCCACCCCCCGGGAACACUGUCAUAGAGAGAAACAGCUGAAAAGUCUGUGUGCUGCUGUAACUAAUUCCAGCUCGACCACUCCCAGUCUUCCUGCGAGUCCUAGCCCCAUGUCUCCUUUGCUUCAGAGCCGACUUUCUCUCAACACAGCGGAAACCAGCGCCAGCAGCAGCCCUGCAACGGAGAGGCCUUCAUCAGUUAUCAGCCAGUGUGAGUUUACCUCCUACCCAUCUUUCAGUCAAUCCACAGGCUCCAUAAACAAGACUCUGCCUGUGCCUUUGGAGGGCAACCAAGAGAACAGUUCAUCAGGAGAAGGUGAAGUUGAUACAAAGAGGAAGCGCUUCUGCAACACCUAUAACAUCCUGAGCAAUUCCGGCCUGCUAGACAUUGCGCUCCGUGCCAAGGAGCUCCACCGGCAAAACCGACGUACCCAGAGCGACAUAGACCAGCUGAAGGAGUACACAGACCUCUUCCUUCAGGCUGCAUGGAGUGGUGACACCAGCAUCUGUUUAAAACUGCAGGCCCGCCUUCAGGAGGACGAGGAACGAGAGAAAGAGAGGGAGAGAGCUGCUCAGACCAGCUUAAAGGCAGAUUAGACCGAGACUAGUGCUAGGCAAUAAUCCUUUAGACUGAGAUGUGGACAGGAGGACCAGGGUUGGGGGUUGGAGAGUGCAGAGACAGAUGGACCGAAAGUAAUGUGCUCCACAAUACUCUCACACCCCCAGACUUGAUACUCACACACAGUGAGCUGUGGCCUACAUUUUGGCUGCCAGCUGCCUGAGGGACCUGAUACAUCAAGCCGACCUCAAAGAUUUGGUUCAGAUGACGACUUUUUGUUGCCUCGUGUCUUCUUUGGAAAUAGUGCCCUUGAAAAGUCUAGCUGAUGGCCAGUUGACUGCCAAGAUGCAUGUAUGUUGUGCACCUGUGUGAAGGGGAAAUAUUUCAGUCAGCAGUCUGUGUACGUUAUCCAGGAAAGAGAAGUAAAGCAAAGUACAUUACCAUUUCUAAUAUCCCUUUGAAUAUGUGAAAACAUUUUCAUUUAUAUUUUCAGAUUAUGAACUGAGAGUAUUGGUAUAUCCCUUUUUAAACGUUUGAGUGGCGGUGGUGUACUUUGUCUCGCCCUUCCCUGAUGUUUUUCAGCAUGUGAUGAUCAGAGAGGAAAAAUAGCAGUCAGUGUGGCAGAGUGUUUAGCGGCAAGAUUGGGGACCAUAAUUUCUCAUGUUUCUGCUUUGGAAAGCAGCAUCACCAGCGUAUGUUGUUUUUUUAUGGCUGCAGGGUAACCACAGCAACCCGAUACAGAAAGCUGAAUGAUGUCUGGACAUACAAAUUGGAUAUGAUCACUUGUAAAAACAAAAUGAUUGUGGUCUAUCUUAAAGCUCUGAUUUUCAGAAACAAAUCUGAUUUGUUUGCUGUCUGAACAAAAGGUUAAUUACCACCACUGCUUACUAAACAAACUUGUCCAAAAAGAGACAGUCUGUGGUCGACCACACAUUUAGCCGUCUCUGCUUGGUGUGUAAGAGAACUGCGCUAAUUAAAACAAGAAUCACAGCUCACUGACUGCAUCUCUUCCUUGAUGCAUCUUCUCUGCUGCACAGAAAUAUUUUGCUCAUCUGCAAUCAAGACCUAAAGCCCUGAGAGAUCUUAGAUCGAAGGCACCAUGUGAUGAAUGUAAAACUUUGUGUUUUACUGAAUGCGUCCAGAGCCUCUCGCCAGUCAGCAUCUUUAAAUGGAUAAACAUGCGCCUGAAGUGUCUUUUAAGUUGCAGCUGCAUUUUCAGACAUGGUGUGGAGGAUUUGGCGAAUCCCGUUAACGGUUUUAAGUUGAGCAUUCCAGUCAUGUUGACAGCAGCCGUAGUGCUAACAGGCUGGGUAAAGGUUUUAGAAGCUAUUUAUAUGCUUCCCUGAUAUCAUCCCAGCAUAAAAGGUGCUUCCUUUAGCUCAACAAUAAUGUUCAGUGACUUAUGUGUGUGCUCUGUCAGUUCCUUGAAUUGCUCUGCACAUGGAUAUAAUUUAAGAUGACAAUAUUGUCCAACUUCAGCAGAUUUUUUCUGUUCUAAGUUCUUUACUGUUUCUGGUUUGUAUGAGAUAUUCAUUGUGUGAACCUCUCAGCUAUGACCAUCAAGCCAGGUUUCUUGAUGAAACCAGUUGUUGUGCGUCAGCUUUGGGCCUCACACGUCCAGAUACAGAGGAAGUCCAACACCUACAAUGUCCAAAUUAGGACCAGUUGUGGGAGUUUGUUGGAUUUCUAUAAAUUAUGGCCUUAAUAUUCAAACCAGAUGUAUGCUUCAGAGCUUUGCAUUUGCACCAAAUUCACCCAAGAGUGGCUCUGAUGUAAUCUCUGGGAAGAAUUAAAUGGCAGCUAUGGUAGUUUAUUUGAUGUUACAGUACUUGAAGUGCAUUGAGACGCAACACAGAAAACUACCAUUAUGUAAAUAAUUGUCCUAUAUUACAUCCACACAUCAGAUUCACAUUGUCAGAGGUUUUUUUUAUUAUUACCAGCGGGUUUCCAAGUAUGCAGUUUGUUUUGGCGUAUUCUGUUUCACCAUGUUUAAAUGUCUGCUAUUGUUGACCUAAAUGGGAUCAUGUGUCAGCUAGUUGUACAGUAACUCUAACUCUGAGGUUUGGGCUCUUUUAUGAAUGAAUUGAGGUCAUUCUGAAAAAAACAGCACAUCUUUAGCUCCAUGCCUCAGCGUUUUGUCGAGUCUGGAACACACUUGUUUACCUUCAGCUCUUAAAUUUCAUACUGUCAAAAAUGUCAACAGUGCCUAGUCAGUUACAACAUUGGACACUGACUUAAUCGCGCUUUCAAACGGUGCGGUUUCGUCAGUGAAAUAAAAGAGAUUAAUUUUUUUUUUUCAAUUUGCCAGGGCUCAAAGUAAAGUUACUGACUUGUGUCAAUUUGUAAUCAGCUUUUAGCGUUAUCUUAAUUGAGUGCAGCUGAACUGGCUCUCUGGACAGUCACAGAAGUGUCUGCAGUAUAAACAAUCAUGUUGAUGCCAUGUCACAAUGGCAGUGUGAACUUUUCUACACUCUAAACUAAAAGUGCUAUGAUUUUAAUUAAGUUCUUCAAAAGACCUCUAAUUUAUUUAUGGUUGUGUGUGCAUGUAUGUUGCAUGUUUUCCAAAUGUCAGAAAUAGAACUAAAUACUUAGUAUGUAAAGUCACUUUUAGGCUUAUUAUUACUAUCGAUGUAAUAGAGCAGUCAUUAGUUUUUAUACCAUGUGUCCUUAAUAAAGGCCUUUUUAAGGACACUCGAGCCAGGACUGCAACCAAAGUGCUGGAACUAUUCUGGUCUUUUUGAUGGUAUGUUUGAAGUAUGUGUGGCUGCUGCAAAAAGAGCUCAGAGUUCAGACUCUGACAGUGCAAGGUUUCUUCUCUUCACAACAACACAGCUCACAUUUACUGGAACUUUUAAUGUCCUCUUGUUGACCAGUUCCUCUUCAAUCAGAUGAGGAAUACAAGUUGGUACUGAAUUAGCAAUAGGUCAGAGAUUUUUUUGACCGAUAAAAGCACAAAAGAACUGGUCAUGUCCAUAUUUUUAAAGAGCUUUCCUCGUUUGAUGCUGUCUGCUUUUACCUUGGCACAUUUAUAAAGAUUCAGUUACGAUUGGCUCUCUGUAAUUUUAUGUUUUGUUAGUUAUCAUGGAUCCAAACUGCUGUGCGAUGGCCUGUUGACUGAACUGUAUCAAACCAUAAUUCUCUGAUUAUAUAUCUGCAACAUGCUGUGUCAUUGGCGGUUCUUGCAAUCAUAAUUACAGACUCGUAUUGUUGUUGAAAACGAAACAGUGAUUUUAAAAAGAGCAACGACAUGGGCAUGCUUGUACAGUAGGACACCUGUGAUUUUUUUUACAACGCUGUAUUUUAAUUUUUUCAUGUAAAUGUUGGCAGCUUUGUUUCCUCAGUGCAAUUCAGUUUGCCUUCUGUCAUUUGUAAAGAUGCUGAGAUGUUUGUGAAAUAACUUGUGAUUUUUGUAUCAACAUGUUUCAGUAGUGCACCAGCAUUGUGAUCAGUAGCUCAAAAACAUCCUGUAGUUGAGUCAGGCAAACUGAAUGUAGCUUGGCUUGCUGGUAACCUUUUUCUAUUCUGAACAUGUGAAUCUAAAGUUGUUCAAAUCCUCAUGAGACUUACCACUGUGGAGGAUUUACCAAGAAAUAACUUUUAAUGAACUUGUUGUAAAUACUGAUACUUCACCAAUACCAAUCAGAGAACAAUACGAUUAAAGGGGUUGGAUUGAA